AUGGGAGCGGCGCCGAUGGCCUGGGUGCUCUGGAGCCGGUACCUGACCAUGUGCCCGACCGAUCCCGGCUGGCCGGAUCGGGAUCGCUUCGUGCUUUCCGCGGGGCACGGCUCGAUGCUGCUGUAUGGACUCCUGCACCUUGCCGGCUAUUCGGUGAGCCUCGACGACAUCCGGAGCUUCCGGCAAUGGGAAAGCCGCACCCCGGGACAUCCGGAACCCUUCGCGACUCCCGGGGUCGAGGCCACCACCGGACCGCUGGGGCAGGGCGCGGGGAACUCGGUGGGCAUGGCGAUCGCGGAGCGCGCGCUCCGGGCGCGGUUCCCCGGGCUGGUGGAUCACCGGGUCUUCGCGCUGGUGUCCGACGGCGACCUCAUGGAAGGCGUGUGCUGUGAGGCGGCUUCCCUGGCCGGCCAGCUCGGACUCGGGCGGCUGGUCUGGCUCUACGACCAAAACGACGUCACCCUCGACGGGCCGGCUUCGCUGUCCUUCUCGGUCGAGGACGUGGCCGCCCGCCACCGGGCGCUCGGCUGGCACGUGCAGACCGUGGCCGACGGCAACCACGACCUCGACGGAAUCGACGCGGCGAUCGCCGGUGCGGUGGCGGAGACGGAGCGGCCGUCGUUGAUCGUGGUGAAGACGACCAUCGGCUACGGCGCGCCGACGAAGGCCGGCAAGGCGGCCGCCCACGGGGCUCCGCUGGGCGCCGAAGAGGCGGCCGCCGCCAAGGCGGCCCUCGGGCUCGAUCCGGAGACCUUCUUCGCGGUUCCGGCGGGAGUGCGCGAGCGGUGUGCAGAGCGCGCCGGGGAAGGGGAGGCGGCUCGCAGCGCCUGGUACGGCAGGCUCGAGCGGGCCCGGACCGAAGCCCCGGAGCAGGCCGCCGAGUUGGAACGCCGUCUCGGGAACGGCUUGCCGGAAGGUUGGGACGAGGGGCUUCCCGCCUUCGGUCCCGGGGACCGGCUGGCCACCCGCGACGCUUCCGGGAAGGCCAUGAACGCUCUGGCGGCGCGCAUCCCCGAGUUCUUCGGCGGCGACGCCGAUCUGUCCUGCUCGACCAAGACCGCGCUGGUCGGUUUCGGUUCCCAGUCCCAGGCGACGCGAGCGGCCGCAACCUCCACUACGGAGUCCGCGAGCACGCGAUGGCGGCCGCGGCAAACGGAAUCGCCUACCACGGCGGGUUCCGCACCUUCGCUUCCACGUUCUUCUGUUUUGCCGACUACAUGCGCCCCUCGGUGCGGCUCGCGGCGAUUUCCGGGCUUGCCGGUGGUCUACGUCUGGACCCACGACUCGGUGGGCGUCGGGGAAGACGGCCCCACCCACCAGCCGGUGGAGCACCUCAUGUCGCUCCGCGUCAUGCCGAACCUCCACGUGGUGCGGCCCGCCGACGCCAACGAAACGGUGGAGGCGUGGCGGCACGCGCUUCGCCGCACCGAGGGCCCCACGGCGCUGGUCCUGACCCGGCAGAAGGUGCCGGUCCUGACCACCCCGAACGGGCCGCCGGUCUCCAGCGCGGCGGUUACGUGCUCCGGGAACCGGAUUCCGCCCGGCAGGCGGUGGUGA
Messenger RNA from Geodia barretti, 1557 nucleotides. The record is from the annotation of a GenBank genome assembly. NCBI's taxonomy places the organism in Eukaryota, Metazoa, Porifera, Demospongiae, Tetractinellida, Geodiidae.